Molecule: messenger RNA, 1017 nt
Organism: Acanthopagrus latus (yellowfin seabream)
Lineage: Eukaryota; Metazoa; Chordata; Actinopteri; Spariformes; Sparidae
Product: probable thiopurine S-methyltransferase
Exons: 9
Coding region: 87-878 (263 amino acids)
Molecular function (GO): thiopurine S-methyltransferase activity
Source: RefSeq, a predicted model, not a curated record
GCUGCUGCUGCUGCUGCUGCUGCUGCUGAUCACAUAAUAGUUGUCUUCGUUCCAGAAAGGUACGCUCUCUGUUCCAGUCAGCAAACAUGCGAGGUUCAGGUGUUCUCUUGAAGGUUCUGGGGUUGGUUUUGUGCCAGGCUGCUGCCAGCAGCCGGGCUCAGGCAAACAUCACCAGCAUGCUGGCACCGCAGGCGAACCGGGUCAUGGAGCUUGGAGAAUGGGAGGAACGCUGGCAGGACAACAGGAUCGGCUUCCAUCAGCCCGAAGUUCACAAAAUGCUGGAGAGCAACAUCGAUAAAGUUCUCGCCGGCCGGACGGGAGUUCGCUUCUUCUUCCCUCUCUGUGGGAAAGCUGUUGAUAUGAAGUGGCUGGCGGACCAGGGCCACUCAGUGGUCGGCGUGGAGAUCUCAGAAAUGGCUGUGAAGCAGUUCUUCGAGGAGAACAACAUGACAUACAGCGAGGAGCCCGUCCCUGCCAUACCUGGAGCCAAGGUGUAUAAGAGCUCAGAGAAAAAUAUCUCCCUGUAUCAGUGUGACCUGUACAGCUUCUCCAGCUCCAUCGGGGGUCAGUUUGGGGCAAUUUGGGACCGAGGCUCUCUCGUGGCCAUCAACCCAAAAGACAGAGAAAAGUACGCUGCUCUCAUCAUCUCUCUCAUGGCCAAAGACUGCAGAUACCUUUUGGACACUUUGUUGUACAACCCUGAAUUAUAUCCAGGUCCUCCCUUUUUUGUGCCUGAUGAGCAAGUGCAAAGCCUGUUUGGGAAGAGCUGCGAUAUAGAACAGCUGCAGUCGGUGGACGCCCUGACGGACAGACACCGAGGCUGGGGGCUGGACUUCCUGACUGAAAACGUGCACCUCAUCACUCCAAAGAGCGUCUGAGAACAAACCUCGAAACCCUAGAAAAGCAGAUGUUGGGCAUUUUAAUCUUAAAUAUUUUCCUGUGCUUGUUUUUUUUAAUGCUUAGACAUCGUAUAUAGAUUUGAAUGCUUGACAAAUUAAAAUGUUUUAUAUUACCAGA